Molecule: messenger RNA, 447 nt
Organism: Penaeus monodon (black tiger shrimp)
Lineage: Eukaryota; Metazoa; Arthropoda; Malacostraca; Decapoda; Penaeidae
Product: glycine-rich protein 23-like
Exons: 2
Coding region: 1-447 (148 amino acids)
Source: RefSeq, a predicted model, not a curated record
AUGGCAGGUCCUCUGGUACGUAAAGGCGCUGUACUGCUGGGAGUGGUGUGUGGAGCUGUGGCUGAUGUAAGCUAUGCUUCCCGCGGUGGAAGCUUUGGAGGUGGAGCUGUUGGAGGCGCCAUCUCCGGAGGACCAGGAGGUUUCGUUGGAGGAGGCAACUUAAUCGGAGGAGGAGGAUUAGGUGUUGGAGGAGGUAGCUUCAUCGGAGGAGGCGGAGGCCAUGGCGGCUUCGGCGGAGGCAGAGUUGACGCAGGUCACCUCGUUGGACACGGUGUAUUCCCUUCAGGCGGCGCUGGAGGUUUUAUUGGAGGUGGCAGCGCAGUAGGAGGCUCUUUCGGAGGCCCCAGUGUGGGUGGUUCCUUCGGAGGCCCCAGUGUGGGUGGUUCUUUCGGAGGCCCUGUUGUCGGAAUAUCUUCCGGACGCGUUAGUGGCAGAUACGGCCGAUAA